GUGAACUAUCUGACCAAGCGGCUGGGUGCGAAGAAUGCUGCAGUGCUCUCUACGUGGAUAUGGGAGGGAUGGGAAUGAUUAGGAUUGCCCAACAGUGUCGAGAUCGUAUUGCAGUAGCGAGAGUAUACAUUAGAUUUUUCUUUUAAAAUGAAAUGCGUGUUGUAUUUGAAUCGUUCCGGUAGGAAUUAUGGAUGUGAUUUUUGGAAUCACUUGCAGCAUAGGAUUAUCGAAUGAUUAUCGCGAUCCAUAUUUCUGCAAAUCACGCUCUGCUUAAAGCCGCCACGGUCCAAGCAGUUCUCUGCAGAAACACAAAACAUCGGUGCACCUUUAAGGGAAAGCUAGGAUCGACUGCUGCCUGUGCUUUUAUUAUUAUUAUUUGUAUCAUAAAUCAUCUCAUGCUUGCCCUGCAGAACUGAACAGAACAUGUUUUCAUUGCGGAUCGUCACGGCGGAUUAUUACAUGAGCAGUCCGAUCAGAGAUCUGGACGUCUGUUACUCUGAGUUCAGAGAGAGCGAUGUCAAGAAAGUGCCCGUGGUGCGGAUCUUUGGGGCCACACCAGCAGGCCAGAAGACAUGUCUUCAUCUGCAUGGUGUGUUCCCAUACAUCUAUGUGCCGUAUGAUGGGUUUGGACAGGAUGCAGACCGUUACCUUCGGCAGUUGGCCUACAGUAUCGACAGAGCUCUGAAUGUCAGCAUGGGAAACCCCUCUUCUAAUGUGCAGCACAUCUUUAAAGUGGUUCUGGUGUCUGGCAUGCCUUUCUAUGGAUACCAUAUGAAGGAAAAAAUCUUUAUGAAGAUUUACCUGUACAACCCACAGAUGGUCAAAAGUACUGUAGGAGAGCAUAUGUCAAAUAGAGGGGGUAGCUCCAGCCCAUAUAAGUAUCCCUGCACGUCUAAACUCAGUGAUGGCGGGCUGAGUGAUACAAUGCGCUGGGAGGAUGACAACAUACCAAGUUCUCUGAUUUUAGAGGAGGUGGAACGGAUGAGUGUGUGUGAGCUGGAGGUUGAUGCCGUGGCUGCUGAUGUUCUCAACCGCCUAGAGAUUGAGAAUCAGAUUGGGAGAAACCCUGGUCUUCAGGCCAUCUGGGAGGAUGAGAAACAGCGACGACAGGAGAGAUGUCAAAGUUCUCAUAUUGACAUGCCUGAAUCACAAGAUCGAGGCUUUGUAGAGUUUGCAGAGAGUGAAAAAAUCUUCAUGAAGAGAUUCAAAGAAAUUCUCAAGGAAAAUGAAUUUGACAUGACUCAAACUGGGUCUGAAGUUGACUCUUUCCCUGAGCUCUCACUCUAUCCUACUGUGCUGAGCCCAGAUGACUUGCCUUGCAUACCUGCCAGCCAAGUGAAUGUGCAUCAAUAUGCAUUUAAAGACGCAAAAAGGCAUGGUGGGAAAGAUGUUGAAGUGGCAGUUGUUGAUGAAGAGGCCAUUUUGAGUUUGUUGGAGAACAGUCAGACCUUCCUCCCUCAUUCUCAGGGACCCAACCAAUCAGCAAUACUUGACGCAAAAAGGCAUGGUGGGAAAGAUGUUGAAGUGGCAGUUGUUGAUGAAGAGGCCAUUUUGAGUUUGUUGGAGAACAGUCAGACCUUCCUCCCUCAUUCUCAGGGACCCAACCAAUCAGCAAUACUUGACAGCAGUCAAGACCAGGCUAUGGUUGAUGUAUUUGAAGCAUUGGCUGAUGAUGGAUUUAGAGCCGACAGGUCCAGAGCAGUGUCCCAGCAGCUGUCAGGGAUUUCUAGCUGCGUCUGUAACAGUGAUGAUGAGGAAGCUGGGCCUGAGCUGGAGAAAGAGGAGUCAGAGCUCAGUAGAAUCAUGUCCCAAAGAUGGGACUGUGACAUGCCAGGACCUUCUGCUGGGCAAAGGUCACCAGAUUUCCCAUUAUGUAUGAAAGAAGCAAACGAAAGCUCCAGUGAAGAGCAGCAGGCCUCAUCAGAUGAAGAUAUAUAUUGGAAGGGAAACAGUGCUGCUCUUACUGAUCUGUCCAUUCCACAGUUGGAUGGAGCUGCAGAUGAGAAUAGCGAUUCAUCACUAACAGACAAGGAAUCCCGGACACGCUCAUCUCUAAAAGCAACAGACAAGAUCCUUGGUAGCAGAAAUGUUUUUCCAAAUGAAGCUGUUCGUAUGGAGCCACCAUCUUCUGCUAAAAUUGUUAUUGAAUACCACUGUGCUGAGCAGAAACUCAAUCAAGAGGAUUUAGCAGAAAAGCAUUUAAAAAGUGAAGAGGCAAAUGAAUUUUCAACUGGAUUAAGAGUUAACAAAGAGGUGCCAUAUUUUCCACCAGUUAAACACCCAAUUCCUUUUAAGACCGCAAAUAUACCUAAACUUGGUGCUGAAAAAAUAGGUGUGCACUCUUUGUACACUGAUGAAAACCAAGCCACUGGCCUUAAUCAGCCAGAUCCUGAUGAUUCAAUUUUUGGAAACUCUAAGCUUGCCCAGAGCAUAAAAAAUUCUACCAGUAUUAAAAAUGUGGAAAAGAACCAUUUAUCCAUCCCCGAGAAUCACAAGAGCUUCUUUGUAUGUUACUCUGAGCUUAUGAACUGUCCCACCAAGACUGAAAUGCAACUCAAUCCAAAUGACUGCAGAAGACCAGUGAUAAGUUUUGACCAGACACAAAGCCCUAUGGAAGAGAGCCAAGCUUUGGGCCCUCAAGAAGAUGAAACGGGACGGGAUAAAAAAGAGGAAGAUGUCAGCAAACUGAAAAUAAGAUAUGAGGAUUAUCAAGAGAAUAAAACUGAGAGGACCAUUGUGGCACAACAGGAGGCACACUACAAAUUUUUCCCAAGCGUUAUUCUGUCUAAUUGCCUGUCCAGACCCAUCAAGAAACCGACUGGGAAUGGUUGCUCUACCUUAGACCAUCCUGAACAGCGAAGGUCAAGGUUAAAGUUGAUCAAAAAGAAAACAACGUUGGGUCAAAAAAGGGAAAGUCCUGUGAGGACCCCUUCUCCUAUGAAAGAGGAAGCCACAGCACUUCUUUCCAACGCUCUAGGCUCUCUUAACCAGAAAGAAAUGUAUAAGGAGGUUGACAUGGAAACGUCAGAUCCACCAACCAUUGAAGGUUUGAUUAAGAACUCAGUAGAGGAUAAACUUGCAGAUAUUCCUUCCAAAAUCUCUUGCACCAAGGUGUCCAGUUUACCAGGUAGCAAAUAUACCUUGCGGGCAAAAAGGAAAAUGAGUUACAACAGUGAAAAUGGAGAUCAGGCAAGUUCAGGUUCUUUCAAACAAGCUUUGGUGCAACAUGAAGGCCUUAAGGGCAAAGAUCAUGACUUUAGCCAAAAAAAGAGGAAACUGACAAAAAAAGAGCCACCAAUCAUCAUUAAAUAUAUAAUCAUUAACAGAUUCAAAGGUCAGAAAAACAUGUUAGUGAAGAUUUCUAAAAUUAACGCUGAUGAAACGUGCACCGUUUUAACAUCAGAAAAACUUGCAGAAUACAAAAAGCUUGCUCCUCUCAAAGAAUUCUGGCCCAAAGUACCAGAGUCUACAGCAGUGAAGUACCCGCUACUUGAGCCAAAAGUAAAGAAGUGUCCCAAACGAAAGGCUAAGGUGAACCCAGUGUCAAAGAGGGCCGGCACCUCUCCAAAAUCUAGGUGUCCACGAGCUGGUCAGACUAGGAGGGUGAAGCAUGCAAAAGCACUGAUAACUUUACCGAAAUUACCCCCUCCAUGGCCUUGUUAUAAUGAGUUCACUGAUGACUGCUGUACAGAGUAUUCUGAUGUGAUGGUGGAGUUGGGUUAUUUGUCAGAAAGAGCCUCCAGUCCUACUGAUUCAACCCCACCUAGAUGUUGGUCUCCUACUGAGCCCUUACUGGGAUCAAAUUCAAAUCUAAUAAACCCACAUAAUGAUCCAUGUCUAGGUUCAUCCUAUCAAGUACUAGCUCCAAAACCAUACCAAAGAGGUCUUUGGGAUAGAAGCAGAACACCCAGGUCUAAAAAGACUUCUGCUACCAGCCCAAAAAGACAAGCUAAUACUACAACAGAUUCAGUGACAACUGUGGAUUCACAGAGGAAAGGUAUUCGAGCGGCUUCAAGGAGACAUAAGAAACGUUGUGAAAGUAUUGAAGGAAUUGUUCUGGAAGAUGACACAUCUACCUCUCAGAAAGACAGGAUGCUGAAUGAGAAGCAAGUCCCAAGAAAAAAGCAGGUCCAACGUGAGAAGAGUGAUAAUUCACAGGCUCCACAUUCAGUUAACAAUGCACCUAUUACUUCCUCAUAUGAUGACUUAACUCCUUAUCAACAUCCCAGUUCUCUAAAAAGCAGUCAAGAGGACUUUACUAUCAGUUGUUCAGGCUCUCAAACAGAGGUCACCAGCACUGGAAAAAAAUCUAAUCAAGAUGUUGUUUUUGUCUUCAAUACUAUUGCCUCAAAUGACUCACAGAUUGUCUUCAAUCCCUGUAUUGAAAAAUCUCUAAAUCAUAUUCUUUCCUCAUCCACCAAGAUGGUUGGACAUCCAUGUUCCGUCAUCACAUACAGCAGUUCCAAUUCAAAAUCACAAAAUAUGAGUCAAGAUGGGACUAUCACAAAAAAACUAUAUAAAUUCAAAUCAGAGGUCUCUGGCCAUGGGGAAAACCCCAAAACUAUACAGCAUUUGCAGUCAACCAGAAAAACGAUCAAAAAAUCAAGAAGACCGCAAACAAAAAAGAAAGAUACCAUGACAACUUUAUUGGAGUCUGUCGAUUGUAGAUCCUCCCUUAUGCCCUCUGCUAAGAGUGCAAUUAAAGCUGGAUUUCACACAGGUCUUACAUUGUCCUCAGACCCUAAAAUUGACGAAAUGUGUGUUCCUGAGUUGCCUUCUGGGCUCGCUGUCUUGAAGGAACUUCUCCAGAAGAGGCAGCUCGAGGCAGGACAGGAACCAAAUGAAAACGAUUAUGUGACUCAGGAUAUGUCUUCUACCUGUCAACCUACAGAUAUUCUCAAAACAGCCAAAUCUAAAACCGCUCAUUCAUCAACAUCAAGAAAACCAAGGGGUGCAAGAACUAAAGUGCCAAAAGAGUUACAGUUCAAAAUCAGAAGUAAUAAAAUUAAACAGGAUGAUUUGAGAAUUUACCAUCUUUCAUCAGAUGACAGUCCUGUGUUUUUCUCUGACCCUGGCUUUGACAGCUGUUGCUCUAUUGAUGAUAGCUUGUCCCCAGAGCUCCCAGACAAUUACAGCUUUGAUAUCAAUGCCAUUGGGCAAACAGAGUUUUCCAGUCUUUAUUCUGGUAACCAGUUUGUGUUAACUGAUAGGAACUUGCCUCAGAAGUUCCUCAGUGAUGUCAGUCAGGAGGCAAUCAAUGCCCUUGUUGGGUUAGGCGACAGGACACAAAAGUUGUUUGAUGUUGAUGAGAGCAGCAAGCAUGAACAGGACUUGCAUAAGUCUGGGGCUCUUAGUCCAGAACUGUUUGAUAAGUCAUUUUGUGAAAGUGGCAAAGUUUAUCCCAAUAAGGUAUCUUUUGAUUCAGAAAAGAUUUUUAGCAAAGAUUGGGGGGGCUGUUUAGGUAAAAUCCAUGGCGUCAGCCACUUUCAGGACUUUCAUUGUGAAAAGAAAGAUGUGUUGCUUGACCCAGAGCCCUUUCCCCCCCUUACUUCUGCUUCAUUUGCUUAUAAUGGUGUUUCCCCAAAUAGUGAUCCCCUAGAUGGCAGUUCAGCAACACCAAGCAGUUCCCCACAGUCCAUCAACUCGCUGUACCAGCUGAAAAAUGGAGGUCAGAGUUCAAAAAGUGGGGGAGCUCACAUUCUCAAACCUCUCAUGUCUCCACCUACUCGGGAAGAAAUCUUAGCUACUCUGAUGGCUCUGGACCUCUCAGAAGCCACCUACCAGGAACCAUUCUGCAGUGACCCAUCAGAUGCAACCUUGAAGCCAAGGGAGGUUGGUGGUCGGAAGUUGAUUUUGGAAACCAGGCUGGUGAAUGAACUAGUUGAAUUUCAUGGAGACUUAUCUCAAAACGGCUUACAAUUUUGGAAAAUUGCAUUUUCUGCAAUGACAAAUCAAGCCUCUGCACCAGACAAUUGGUGUAAAUUCUCUAUAUUGACCAAGGACCAAAACCCAUUUUCUGGCAGUGAUCAAAAAGUGAUUAUGCUUCCCUGCAAGUGUGCCCCAAGUCGAGAACAGGUGCAGCUCUGGCUGCAAGCCAAAAAACAGUAUGAGUGCCUUCAGAGUGAUGGGAAACAAAUGGGUGGCCAGACAACUGUGGAACUUGGAACAUAUGACAGGACCUCACCUCAAAAUGAGGACUCUAAUUUACCUUCCUCAGAGAAUCAUGAUAAAAGGUGGAAGAAAAAAGAUGAAAAGUCUUCAGAGUUGCAGAGUAUCAGUAGGAAUGGCUUAAGUUUACCACUCCAUAUUUCACCAGUUAAUGCAGCUUCAUCUAACAGUAGCCCUAAGAGUACAAAAGGCAUCUUGGACAUAGAGACAAACAAAGGUUGUCCGAUCACUCCUCCAAAUUCUCCUGAUCUUUCUACAUUGCAACAAAGGCCUGCUGAGAGUAAACAAGAGGAGAACAUGGAGGAUUUGACUGAUGUAUUACAAUCCCCCGGCUUGAACCUGUCUCAAAAUCUCAAUGACACAUCACUUGAAAAUGUACAGCCAAAGGACCUCUUGAGUCCAUCAGUUUUUCAUGUUAAAAACCUAGAUUCUGAUGUCAAAUGCUCUUACCUGCUCCAUAGCACACCUGUCCACCAGAGAAGCUACAUUGAUGACGAUGGGUCUAGCUACAGUCCAAUAAGAAAUGAAGACAUAGAGCCCAGAUCACAGCGACUACUUCAGAAGGGUAACAAAAACAAAGAUGCUUUACGGAGAGUUUUGCUUACCACACAAAUGAAGAAUCAGCUUACCACUAUGAAUGUUCCGAAGAGAGAAAACUCCCAGAUUGAGGGACCAUCGAUCUGUAAUUCAUAUGGUUUUAAAGUCAGUAUGCAGAACUUGCAGGAGGCCAAAGCAUUGCAUGAGGUACAGCACCUCACAAUGAUAAGCAUGGAGCUUCAUGCAAGGACUCGUCGUGACCUUGAGCCUGACCCUGAAUUUGACCCAAUUUGUGCUUUGUUCUACUGCCUCAGUUCUGAUGUCUCUCUCCCAAAUUCUGACACUACCCAGAUGACAGGUGCCAUUGUCAUUGAUAAAGAUUGUUGUUCUUCAGCUCAAGGAGAUGCAAAAGAAAAUCGGUUCAUGGCAGAGAAAGAUGAAUAUGGUGCAGACACUAUGACGGAAAUCCAUAUUGUUGGACGUGUUGUCCUCAACAUGUGGAGGAUUAUGAAGACUGAGGCUGCAUUGAAUAACUACACUUUUGAGAAUGUGGCUUUCCACCUCCUGCAUCAGCGCUUUCCUCUCUACAGCCAUCGCACACUCUCUGACUGGUUUGACCACAACACACACCUGCACAGGUGGAAAGUGGUGGAUCAUUAUGUGAGCCGUGUGUGUGGCACAGUCCAGUUGCUCCAGCAGCAGGAUAUUAUCGGCAGGACAAGUGAGCUGGCACGCGUGUUUGGAAUCCAGUUCUACCACGUGCUAACUAGGGGGUCACAGGUAAACAUCCAUCUGAAACCUGUCACACAGAUGCACAUCAGCUCAACUCAAAGUCUCUGUGUUCAGUCAUCAGUGCGGAAGGGUGUCCUGCCAAGUAUGCUGGAGGAGAUCUUGAAGACGAGGAUCAUGGUGAAGCAGUCCAUGAAGGCGUACAAACAUGACAAAGCUCUAUUACGCCUGCUGGAUGCCAGGCAGCUUGGCCUUAAACUUAUUGCUAAUGUCACAUUUGGUUACACUUCUGCCAACUUCUCAGGACGUAUGCCCAGCGUUGAGGUAGGUGACAGCAUUGUGCACAAGGCCCGAGAGACUUUGGAGAGAGCCAUAAAGAUGGUCAAUGACACAAAGAAGUGGGGAGCACGUGUUGUCUAUGGAGAUACAGACAGUAUGUUUGUGUUGUUGAAAGGAGCAACCAAGGAACAGGCAUUUAAGAUUGGUAAUGAAAUUGCAGAGGCUGUCACUGCUACCAACCCUAAACCUGUCAAAUUGAAGUUUGAGAAGGUGUACCUCCCAUGCGUGUUACAGACAAAGAAGCGUUAUGUUGGAUACAUGUAUGAGAGCUUGGAUCAGAAAAACCCAGUCUUUGACGCCAAAGGCAUUGAAACUGUACGUCGUGAUGGCUGCCCUGCUGUUGCCAAGAUUCUGGAGCGAUCUCUGAAGCUGCUUUUUGAGUCACGUGACAUCAGCCAGGUGAAGCUGUAUGUGCAGCGGCAGUGUGCGAAGGUGCUAGAGGCCAAAGCCAGCAUGCAGGACCUCAUUUUUGCCAAAGAGUACCGUGGCAGUGGAUCGUACCGACCAGGGGCCUGUGUCCCUGCUCUGGAACUCACCAGGCGUAUGAUGGCGUAUGAUCGACGUUUAGAGCCACGCGUGGGUGAGCGUGUACCAUAUGUUAUUGUGUACGGGAUGCCAGGAGUGCCGCUCAUACAGCUGGUUCGACGUCCUGUAGAGGUACUGCAGGACCCCAGUCUACGCCUCAAUGCAACCUACUACAUCACCAAGCAGAUCUUGCCACCGCUCGCACGAAUUUUCAACCUGAUUGGAGUAGAUGUGUUCAGCUGGUACCACGAGUUGCCGAGGGUACAGAAGGCGUGGAGCUCUGUGAAUGGAGCGGGGGAGGAGAGCACAAGAAAAGGCACCAUCUCUCAGUACUUUACAACACUGCAUUGCCCGGUUUGUGAUGAGCUGACACAGCUAGGAGUGUGUGAAGGUUGUCGGGCUGAACCCCAACGUGUUGCUGUCCACCUACACCAAGACUUGUGGCUUUCGGAAAGCCAGCAAGACCAGCUCCUAAAGGUAUGUAGAAGUUGCAGUGGGAGUGCAGAGCGUCAGGUGCCAUGUGUCUCAUUGGACUGCCCUAUACUCUACAAAUUAUCUCGCGUUAAUCGGAAUCUUUCCCGAGGACCAUAUCUUCGCCAGCUGCUGGAGCAGUUCUGAUAGUCCAGCAGUCUGUCCACCUUUCAUUUUACUCUGGUGCUAAACACUGUGCCAUUCAGCACAAUUUUGUGUAUAAUUGUUUUAAAAGGUGCUUUUUUUCUAUGUGUCCUUGGAGAGUUUCCAUCUUAUACUGUUUGAUUUUGUGUGGUACUGCAGUGCAGUGGGACUAACGAGGCCUUAAAUACAGAAGAGGACGAUGAUUUUGAUGCACUGUGUUUGAAUUUGCUUGGUAGUUGUCUUUAGUGUUUAUUAAAUGGUUACAUUUCUGCAGAUUGACAGGUCAGACAUUUACAGAAUAAUCCUCUCUAAACUGAACCCUGUGUGCUGUAGCAAUCUGUAAAUGAGGGAGAUUCAGUUCUGACUACAAUUCUUGUGGAGAUAAGACUCCAGUGAUCCCACUCUCCCCCCAUUAGAUCAGUCUGUUGUAAAUAGACAGAAUUUUGGAUAAUCAUAUUCAAGGUUUAUGAACACUGAUUAAAAAAAAAAAAAUUCUAAAAUUUUUUUCACAUGUGUGUUCUGGGAUGUUUUAUGUCUGUCCAUUCUCUACAGAGGCAAGUCGGAGGACAAGCAAGUCAAUAUCAGCCUUAACGUAGACUUCUGCAAUAUGUUUGAUAAGUAUAUAUUGUCUGUGUGCAUAAUUGUUCUUUUAAAAUACUUUUCUAAUGCUCUCUCUACUUUAAAUCAGACAUUGUUACCGACCUAUGCUACCUACCAGAGCUACAUAACAUUUUUUACAGGUUUACAAAAACAGGUUAAGGUGCUUUGUUUUCUAAAGAACAUUUGUGGGUGGAGAUUUGAUAUUGAUAUAAUAAAAUUCAGUGUAUUUAACAAAUGUCUGUUUCAGUUAAAAUGGGUCCUUUGGUUUUUACAUCAUUUUUGGGUAUAUACUGCAAGCUUUACAGAUCGGUAUUGGAAAGGGUUUAAACAAUGUUUUUCAUACUUGUUCAAUGACCCAUAAGCAAUUAUUGACACUAACAAUUGACAGGCGAAAAUAAUGAAAAUAAAGUCAGUUAUAAUUAUAACUGGGGACAGUAAUGCGACAUUUCUACUGACUUUGAAAAACGCUAAAAAAGAUGCCUAGUGUUCCUGCAGUUCAAUGUGAGAGGACUUUGUUUCCUGAGUUUAUUAAAAGUAAAAAACUAAAUGUGCAAAAAUGAUUGUGGAAACUGGCAGCUGCUGUCUCUAAUCACGGCCCUGUCCAAACCCUCACUGUAGAACAUAUUUGAUAUUUAAAGUCAUGUUGAGCGAGACCUCAAACAAAUAAGAUCAAGUCAUGAUAAACAGGGCUACCCGAUAUGAGCAAUGGAAACGACUGUCACUUGAGGCUUGCCAGGACAAAACCAA
Molecule: messenger RNA, 10260 nt
Organism: Sinocyclocheilus grahami
Lineage: Eukaryota; Metazoa; Chordata; Actinopteri; Cypriniformes; Cyprinidae
Product: DNA polymerase zeta catalytic subunit-like
Exons: 29
Coding region: 424-8916 (2830 amino acids)
Biological process (GO): double-strand break repair via homologous recombination; error-prone translesion synthesis
Cellular component (GO): zeta DNA polymerase complex; nucleus
Molecular function (GO): DNA binding; DNA-directed DNA polymerase activity; nucleotide binding
Source: RefSeq, a predicted model, not a curated record